AAGAAGCUGGAGAGGCAGCUGGCGGAGGCGGAGCGCAAGGUGGUGGAGGGGGAGGCGGUGCGCCGCCGCCUGCACAACACCAUCCAGGAGCUCAAGGGCAACAUCCGGGUGUUUUGCCGCGUGCGCCCCGCGGCGGAGGGCGAGGGCGCCGAGGCGGCGCCGGGGCGCCCGGUGGUGGCCUACCCCGCGGCCGGGGACCUCGUGGGCCGCGGGCUGGAGCUGUGCCAGCCGGGGGGCGGCGCCGGUAAGGGGGAGCGCGACGCGCAGGCCCACAGCUUUGGCUUCGACAAGGUCUUUGCGCCGGGGGCGUCGCAGGGCGAGGUGUUUGAGGAGAUCAGCCAGCUGGUGCAGUCGGCGCUGGACGGAUACAAAGUCUGCAUCUUUGCGUAUGGGCAGACCGGGUCGGGCAAGACGCACACCAUGAUGGGCAGCCAGCAGGAGCCCGGCAUGAUCCCCCGGGCAAUGAACCAGGUGUUUGCGGCUGCCAAGGAGCUGGCGGCGCAGGGGUGGCGGUAUGAGAUGAGGGCGGCCAUGCUGGAGAUCUACAAUGAAGAGUUGAGGGACCUGUUGGGCAAGGGGCCGCCUGCCGGCAAGAAGCACGCGGUAUCCCACGACGACAAGGGCGGUACCACGGUAUCCCACCUCGACUACGUGGACGUCAGCCAGCCCGAGCGCGUGGCAGCGCUGCUGGAGCGCGCCAUGCGGCAGCGCAGCGUGGGCGCAACCGCCAUGAACGACCAGUCCAGCCGCUCCCACAUGGUGUUCCAGCUGCAGAUAGAGGGGGCCAACGCGGAGACGGGGCAGAAGGCCAAGGGCCUGCUCAACCUGAUCGACCUGGCGGGCAGCGAGCGGCUGUCGCGGUCGGCGGUGACGGGGGAGCGGCUCAAGGAGACGCAGGCCAUCAACAAGUCUCUGGCGGCCCUGGGCGACGUGAUUGCGGCCCUGGGCAACAAGGAGGCGCACGUGCCCUACCGCAACUCCAAGCUCACCUACCUGCUGCAGACCAGCCUGGGAGGCGCCAACAGCAAGACGCUCAUGUUUGUCAACGUCAGCCCCAGCGCCGAGUCUGCGCAGGAGACGCUGUGCUCGCUGCGCUUUGCUGCCAAGGUGAACGCCUGCGAGAUCGGCACCGCCAAGCGCAAC
Messenger RNA from Chlorella variabilis, 1143 nucleotides. RefSeq lists its product as hypothetical. Lineage: Eukaryota; Viridiplantae; Chlorophyta; Trebouxiophyceae; Chlorellales; Chlorellaceae. Gene Ontology annotation, biological process: microtubule-based movement. The transcript has 10 exons. The annotation marks the transcript as partial. Gene Ontology annotation, molecular function: ATP binding; microtubule motor activity; microtubule binding. The record is from RefSeq and is a predicted model, not a curated record.